Telopea speciosissima is the source of this 1346-nucleotide messenger RNA. RefSeq names its product hydroxyproline O-galactosyltransferase HPGT1. Bases 171 to 1199 code for a protein of 342 amino acids. Gene Ontology annotation, molecular function: hexosyltransferase activity. Gene Ontology annotation, cellular component: Golgi membrane. The record is from RefSeq and is a predicted model, not a curated record. Lineage: Eukaryota; Viridiplantae; Streptophyta; Magnoliopsida; Proteales; Proteaceae. The transcript is spliced from 12 exons.
CUUCUCUCUCAUUGUAUCUGUAUCAGAUUUGAAUCGAAGAAAUCUCGAGAUCCCAGCGAGGGAGAUCCUGUUCAAUUUUCGAAGCUUUUGGAUCGUUUCGGAGUCAAAUGCGUACUACCUGAGGAUCUGUUAAUUCUCCAUCGUGUCCAUUGUUCAAACUGAAUUAGAAGAUGCAGAGCCGGGGAUCGAGUAACCGGUUAUCUGGCAUGGUUUUGCGAUCUCGGCUUUCGGCUCUAAUGUUCUCGAUGUUUGCAACAAUAGCUUCAGUUUAUGUGGCAGGCCGACUAUGGCAGGAUGCAGAGAACAGAGUAUACUUAAUUAAAGAGCUUGAUAGGGUAACUGGUCAGGGGCAGUCAGCUAUAUCAGUUGAUGAUACACUGAAAAUUAUUAAUUGCAAGGAACAGCAGAAGAAGUUAUAUGCCCUUGAAAUGGAGCUGGCUGCAGCCAGACAGGAAGGUUUUGUUUCGAAGUAUGUAUCAGAGAGAAAUGGGACUCACUCUAAAAGACGGAUGUUAGCUGUGAUAGGAAUAGCUACGAGGUUUGGCCGCAAGAACAACAGAGAUGCUAUCCGGAGGGCAUGGAUGCACACUGGUACAGCCUUGAAAAAACUGGAAGAUGAGAAGGGCAUUGUUGUUCGAUUUGUAAUAGGGAGAAGUGCAAAUCGUGGAGACAGUUUGGACAGGGGUAUUGACAAUGAAAAUAGGCAGACCAAUGACUUCAUUGUUCUGGAUAAUCAUGUUGAGGCACCUGAAGAGCUUCCAAAGAAGGCAAAAUUAUUCUUUGUUCAUUCUGUAGAUACCUGGGAUGCUGAGUUUUAUGUUAAGGUUAAUGAUGACGUUUAUGUUAAUAUUGAUGCCCUGGGUGCAAUGCUUUCUACUCAUUUGGACAAGCCUCGUGUGUAUAUUGGGUGCAUGAAAUCAGGCGAAGUUUACUCUGAGCCGAGCCACAAAUGGUAUGAACCAGACUGGUGGAAAUUCGGUGAUGGAAAAUCAUACUUCCGUCAUGCUUCUGGUGAGAUAUAUGUUAUAUCUCGUGCAUUGGCUCAGUUUAUUUCGAUAAACAGGUCUAUUCUUCGUACAUAUGCUCAUGAUGAUGUCAGUGUUGGAUCAUGGCUUAUUGGUCUUGACGUAAAACACAUUGAUGAGGGGAAGUUUUGCUGUUCAUCAUGGUCUUCAGGUUCUAUCUGUGCAGCAGUUUGAUUGACUGGUUCAAAUUCACUUGGAAAUGUGAAUCAAGAUGCCUGGUAUUUUCUGUUGAGGGUUCUAGAUCAGAGCCCGUCUCAGAUGUCUAGUGGAUGUCAAAGCAAAAUAUUCCAACUACCCCAAUCUGAAGAAGGGUCUACAUUU